Molecule: messenger RNA, 4050 nt
Organism: Paramecium octaurelia
Lineage: Eukaryota; Ciliophora; Oligohymenophorea; Peniculida; Parameciidae
Source: the annotation of a GenBank genome assembly
AUGAUUAAUAGAGACUCUGGAUUCUAAGAUCUAGAAAGUGGAAUUCAGAGCAAUAACAUCUCAUCAGUGCAGUUGUUUGAUAUCGAUUAGCCAAGUCCUUCUGGCGGUUAUAAAUUAGAUCCAAAAAUUGAAUUUUCAUAAUUAUAAUAGCUGGAUGCUUUAAAAUUGAAGAGAGAUAUAUUUGAUAAUACUCAUAAGUAAGCCAUAAACUAGGGCCAUAAGGCUGAUGUAAAUGAGGAGGACUGUCUAAUGAGUAAUUUAAGGUAAUAAAUUAUGAUAUGAAAGUGGUAAAAGAAGUGAACCACAAGGUUCUAUUGGUUCAAUAAGUUAUAAUUUAAAAAUACAAAAGCCUUUAACAGUAAACCCUAAAUAAAAUAAAUCUAACAAAUCAAUUUAAAUUUAAAAAAAAUUGGAUCAGGAUGACAUUGUUAUUGCAUCUCCAGUUCAGAAAAAUAGAACUAACAACGUGGGAUUGAAAUCAGAUGCCAAAAUAGUUAAAUAUUAGAGUUUCGUAUAACAGUUAGAAGAACAAUAAGAAUAAAAGGAAAGAACAAAAAUAGCCCAAAUUAAUAGAGAUAUCGUAAAAUAGGGGUCCUUGAUUUAGAGAGGGAGGAGCAAAGAAUUAAAGACUGGGUAUAGAUUUGAUUUAAGUUAAGUUUAAAUGAAGUUUGGACUUAAAAGGGAUUCAUAAUAAUUAGACUAGUUUCCCGUUUUAUUUAAUAAUUAAAAACCAAGACAGAGAGAAUCAAAUUCCGAUUAAUUACUAAGAGAAUUUUCGAAGUAAUUUGCGACAACAGUGCAAAUUUUGAAUAUAUGUUGAUAAAUAGAUUAAUUAAAUAGAAGCCCAGUAUUAGUCUAAUUAUCUUUUAUUAAAUUUAAAAUAAAGCAUUAAAACUGUUGAAUUCUAUAGAAGCAAUUUAUGCAUAUUUUGGAAGAUACGUGAAGGUAAUAAAACCUGAUAGUUUAUUCAAAAUAGUUUGGGAUAUUUUAUUAUUGUUAUUUAUUGUGGUGAACAUAUUUUACAUACCCAUAUAUAUAAGUUUUGAUGUGAGAUCAUCAGGAGUAUUUGAGUGGUUCUUUGACCUACUGCCCUCAUGGGUAUUUAUGGCAGAGAUAUUGUUAAACUUCAACACUGCUUAUUACGAUAAAGGGUUGAUGCACGAGGAUCGCAAAUAGAUAAUAAAACAUUAUGUAAAGGGGAACUUCUUUUGGGACGUGAUAGUAAUAAUUCCCUAUCUUUUGUCAAACAUGGAAGUACCAUUUGUUAGAUAUGCACUAUUGUUGAGAUUAACCAGAUUAUCUCCAUUGAUGACUAGCAUAGAGGAGGUUCUGAAUUUAGAAGUAAUAUUAUCAAGGUUAUGAAUAAGGAUAAUAUGCAAGUGUUUUUGGAUUUGCUAAAAUUAAUCUUCUUUCUCUUGCUAACUGGACACUUUUGUGGUUGUGCAUGGCAUUGGGUGGCAGUGAUAGAAUAUGAAAAUUAUGGUGAGUAAUUAACUUGGUUGACUAAAUAUGACUCUAAUGCAAUGGAUUACUUUUGGUUUGAUAGAUACAUAAUUUCUUUAUAUUGGAGUGUUAUCACGACAGUUACAGUAGGAUAUGGUGACAUAGUCCCAAUAACGACGGUUGAGAGAAUAUUUGUAAUAGUUGUUACUUUAUUGAUUUGUGGUGUUUUUGGUUAUUGUCUCUCCAAUAUUGGAAACAUAUUUAAACAAAUAUCAGAUAAAAAAGGGAUUUAUAAAUAGAGAAUAAGGGAAAUCAAUUCGCACAUAAGAAAAAGAGGCUUGAGUUACAAUUUACAAUUAAAGGUAUUUGGGUUGAUGCAAUAUAGGUUAAAAAAUAUUUCGAGUAUUACUUUAAAGUUAAGUAGGAGGAAGAUUAACAUGCUGAAUAGUUUAUUGAAUAAUUGACUAAACAUCUGAGAGAAGAAGUUCUCGUCGAUAUUUACAGUAAAACAUUAACUUAAUCGCGUUUCUUAAGAGAGAAUUUUAGUGAUGAAACUCUUCACAGGUUGUGUCAAAUAGUUAAAGAAACAAAGCUCUAUCCAGAAUAAUUACUAUUCCAAAGAAAUGAUUCUCCUAAGGCACUCUGGUUUGUAUUAUCUGGAGCAGUUGAAUACGUGGCUGACCAUUAAAGUAAAACAUCCACCACUAUAUUAUAGUUGAAGAUGAACAUUUCUACACUGAAACUUUCUUGAAGAAACUAACACAAGGGUAAAUCCUAACAUUAUUUAUAGGGCUGUUAUAGGAGAGCGAGAGUUCAUUUCACAAACACCUUAUGAAUACAAUGCCAGGGCAACCAAAUUUACUUAGUUAUUGGUUUUAGAGUAAGUUAUUGAAUUCAUUUUCGACUAGUUUUUAAUAAUUCUAUUUGAUUAUUUAAGAGAAGAGUGAGGAAUUCCAGAAGUAUAGCAUGGUUAAAGAUAACCUCCUUUUUAAUAGCAACUACAAAGCUUUUAGCCAAAUCUGUGAAAUAUGUGGAUGGACUCAUCGAUUCAUUCAGUAAGAAUGUCUUCUAUACUCCAAGAUGUCCAUUUGUAUUUUUGCAACCAAACAAAAAUAAAAUAGUGAGUUCCUUUACCUCAAUCAAAACUAAUAGAAGACUGACCUUUCCCUAUAGAACCUUAAACAAAUAACAUUGGAAAAACACUCUACCUGAUGUCUAAGAAGCGGCUCUGGGUUACAUUGUCUUAAACAGUAUCGUACCUGAAAAGUUAUUUAUUUGAAUAUUCAAGAGAAAUAAAUGACGCUUACCUGGUUAAUUUAGGCUUUGAGAUGAGUGAGAAAGAUGAGGAUCAGCAGAAGUUAACUCCAACUAAAAAGAAUUCCGUCUUCAAAGAUUAAAAAGUUUUGUCGUAAUUCGAAAACAAUCUAUAAUAACCUGUUCCGUAACCUUCAAUCUAGACAGUUUUACCUGCUGAACAAAAAUCUUAAAAUCAAACUGCAAUCUUUAUUAAGGAUAGUUAAAGACCUAGUAUAACAAAUGUACCAUUAUAUAACCAACAUUAUUUCUUAGGAAAGUGUGUUAGAUUGGGAUUAAGGGAGUCAAUUUAAACAAAGUCUUAAUCGAAUUAAAUUGUAAGGCAGAGAUAGAGGCAAGACUCUCCAAUCUGUAAAAGGGAAGCUUCAUUCAAAUUUAAAUGGGACAGCUGAUAUAUUGGAUGAGUCAAUGGUUCAAGAGGAAGUCAAAAUACAUAAUGCGAAUGCGGGAUCACACAAUUUUAUACUUAGCAAAUUGAAAGUAGGUAAAAGCAAGUUCAACACUAAUCCAAAUUCGGUUGGAAUUAGAAAAGUGUCUUGGUUAGAGUUUGAUGGUGGCACAAAUCAGUUUCUAGGUUCACUUUUAUAUUUAAAAAUUAGAUAAUAAACCUAUCAAUUUAUUAAAACAAAUCAGUAAGGGAAGCAAGGGAAGUGAUUCUAAUUUCGAAUAAUCACCUCCCUCCAAUUCAUAGGAUUUAGAGAUCAAACAAAGAAUGGAAGCAAGAGAGAGCAGUCUUAAUUCCAAAAAGGCCACCAAGUAUAAUUUAUUUUUUAUUUAAAAAGUGUUGAAGUAGCUCGUCGGAAAAAAAGAAGAAAAACCACACAAUUAUUAUAAUUCUUAUAGGGAUAAGGAUCAGAAUUUGAGAAUAAGAAGGCGGAAAGGAGUCUUCUCAAUAAUGAAAUAUAUAGUUCAAGUAUUUACACAGCUGGCGCUCCUAGCAAUUUAGCUUUGAUUGAACCCAAUAAUAAAUGUGAGAACUAAGGAGAAAGUAAUAGUCUUCGAGUUGGAAAUUCGUUAGAUGGAAUAUAAAAGAGGAUAUAAGAUAUCGUCAGAGUUCAUUAUGAAAUGGAGAUAGAUGUUGCAAAAUCAUCAAAAAUCUAUUUCCCUGAUUUCAAUCUUGAUGUUGUCAUUUAAAGAAUUACUAAUUACUAUGAAAAAUUAAAUGAGAAAAAACACGAGUUUGAUAUGAGAGAAUCAAAAAGAACUAAAACAAACCUAACUCUUUUAGAUCGUCUUAGAUAAGUAAAAAACACGGCCAUUAAAGCAACCUACAUAGAUAAAGAAAAUAAUUGA